UGUAACCAUGAGCUGGGCGGUGGAGGAGUGGAAAGAUGGACUUCCAGGGAAAGCCCUGCAGAAGAUCCAGGAGAUGGAGGUCCAGCUGGACAAACUAAAGAAGGAAAGGUCACAGAAACAGUUUCAGAUGGACUCUUUAGAGGCCGCCCUGCAAAAGCAGAAACAAAAGUCGGACAAUGAACGCAGCGAAACCUCUGCUUUGAAAAGAGAGAACCAGUCACUCCUAGAGUCCUGUGACUCUGUGGAGAAAGCUCGUCAGAAGGCAUGCCAUGACCUGGGAGUCAAAGAACAGCAGGUGAGCUACCUAGACGGUCAGCUAAACUCCUGCAGGAAGACUAUUGAACGACUGGAGCAGGAGCUGAAGAAGUGAGUUCACUGUCUGUUUAUACAUAUUUAAGCGAGUAGAGAGGAUGGAUUGUUGACGUUGUCUUUGCUGUUUUUGCUGCU
This is a messenger RNA of Labrus bergylta (ballan wrasse), 447 nucleotides long. Lineage: Eukaryota; Metazoa; Chordata; Actinopteri; Labriformes; Labridae. The record is from RefSeq and is a predicted model, not a curated record.